AAACCCCAGCCCGGAAGUGUGACAUGUUACUAACAAAUACAAGCCCAGCUACCGCAGUAUGUACAUGUACUUGCAGUUGUAGCUGUGCACAACCCCAUGUAGUGCAUAAUUAGCGGAACUCUACACAUUGCAAUGUCAAUAAGCGACUGUGUUGUUUGUGUGAGCCCGACCUGGCUUCUGGUUGCUGCUGUAAGCAUACUCGGCCUGUGGCUCGGAACGCGGAAACCGCAGCACAUACCCCCAGGUCCCCCGACGCUGCCGUUGAUCGGCAAUCUCCUCUCCUUGUCGGGGGGUGAUGUCAGACACAUCUUCCAGAAGUUAAGGAAACAGUAUGGCGAUGUAUUCAGCCUUUAUUUUGGCAACAAGCUCGUCAUUGUCUUCAAUGGCCAUGAAACACUGAAAGAGGCGUUUGUGAAGUAUGGGGACAAUUUCAGCGACCGGCCAAAGGGGCUGAUGUAUGACGAAUAUACAAAAAGAAUGGGCGUCGUGAACUCAAGCGGUCAGUUGUGGAAAGAACAAAGAAGAUUCUCCCUCUCCGUUUUGCGUGACCUUGGCCUUGGCAAGAAUGUCAUGGAAACACGGAUACACGAAGAAGUGAUGUCUUGCCUCGACCUCAUCCUGUCUCAUCCUGCUUCCUUCGACAUCAGCAGCAUCAUCAACACAAGCGUUUGCAACAUUAUAUCGUCCCUGACCUUCGGGAAAAGGUUUGAACAUGACGACCCCGAAUUCCGAUGUUACAUGGACACAAUAAAUGAGAAUAUGAAGGUAGUUGGCGGGACGUCUCUGGGUCACUUCUUUCCCAUCUUGAAGUAUUGUCCUGGAGAUCCUCUGAAAUUGGGGACAUUGGGUCCCAGCGACAAAAUAAUACGGGGUUUCAUACGGAAACAGAUAGCGCUACACAAGACGGACCCAAUACUUCAACAAGAGGACGACUUUGUUAAUGCUUAUCUCAAGGAAAUCGACAAACAGCAAACUGUUAAUGCGGAAAACACGACAUUUAGCGAUGAGAUGUUGGUAUGUAUCAUCGUCGAGUUUUUCGUGGCUGGAACGGAGACGACCGCAACGACACUGCGAUGGGCUCUCCUGUACCUGAUCCUGCACCCAGACAUCCAGGAGAAGGCGCAGCUAGAGCUGGACCAGGUCUUUGAGAAGGAGCAGCAGCCCUCAAUGAGUGACAGGCGUUGCCUCCCCUUCAUGGAAGCUCUCAUCAUGGAGGUGCAGAGACUCGCUGAUGUUGUCCCAUUCUCUGUGCCCCACGCACCUCCUCAGACCACACAAUUCCGGGGAUUCACCAUUCCCGAGAACACCAUGCUGCUUCCGAACAUCAGCUCCGUCCUGUCCGACCCCGAUGUGUGGGGGAAUCCUGAAACAUUCAGACCGGAGAGGUUCCUAGACGAGUGCGGAAGUGUCCGUCGAGAUGAGGCAGUCAUCCCCUUCUUCAUGGGAAGAAGAAUAUGCCUUGGUGAGUCACUAGCCCGGAUGGAACUGUUUCUGUUUCUGUCGUCACUGCUGAAGACGUUCAAAUUCCGGCUUCCGGAAGGGGAACCUCCACCAGAUCUUGAAGGAAUUCUGGGUAUAACACGGAUGCCACGGCCUUUCAAAAUAAUCGCCACUCCAAGAAACAGCACCUGCAUUAGUGCAUAUCCCGACACCGCAAUGUCAAUAUGCGACUGUGUUUGUGUGAGCCCAACCUGGCUUCUGGUUGCUGCUGUAAGUAUACUCGGCCUGUGGCUCGGAACGCGGAAACCGCAGCACAUACCCCCAGGUCCCCCGACACUGCCGCUGAUCGGCAAUCUCCUCUCCUUGUCGGGGGGUGAUGUCAGACACAUCUUCCAGAAGUUUAGAAAACAGUAUGGCGAUGUGUUUAGCCUUUAUUUUGGCAACAAGCUCGUCAUUGUCUUUAAUGGCCACGAAACGCUCAAAGAGGCGUUUGUGAAGUAUGGGGACAAUUUCAGUGACCGACCAAAGGGGCUGAUGUAUGACGAAUUUACAAAGAGAAUGGGCAUCGUGAAUUCAAGCGGCCAGAUGUGGAAAGAGCAAAGAAAAUUCUCUCUUUCCGUUUUGCGUGACCUUGGCCUUGGCAGGAAUGUUAUGGAAACAAGUAUCCUUGUUGAUGUGACGUCGUGUCUCGACGCCAUCCUGGCGCAGAACGGCGCGUCUUUCGACAUCAACAACAUCAUCAACGCAAGCAUCUGUGACGUUAUUUCGUCCCUAAUCUUCGGGAAGAGGUUUGGAUAUGACAAUGAAGAAUUCAAAUCUUUUAUGUAUGAGAUCAACGAGAAUAUGAAGAUAGUCGGCGGGACAUCACUGGGUCACUUUUUUCCAGUUUUGAAAUACUGUCCUGGAGAUCCACUCAAACUCGGGACUAUGGCUCCGCGGGAUGUCAUACUCAGGGGCUUUGUACAGAAACACAUACAGCUGCAUAAGGCGGACCCAAACCUUCAACAACAGGUCGACUUUGUUAAUGCCUAUCUGAGGGAGGUUAAACAUCAGCACACCACUAAUCCGGACAGCACUUCGUUUAGCGAUGAGAUGUUAACUCAUAUUAUUAUCGAGUUUUUCGUGGCUGGAACGGAGACGACUACAACGACACUGCGGUGGGCUCUCCUGUACCUGAUCCUGCACCUAGACAUCCAGGAGAAGGCGCAGCUAGAGCUGGACCAGGUCUUUGAGAAGGAGCACCAGCCCUCAAUGAGUGACAGGCGUUGCCUCCCCUUCAUGGAAGCUCUCAUCAUGGAGGUGCAGAGACUCGCUGAUGUUGUCCCCUUCUCUGUGCCCCACGCGCCUCCCCAGACCACACAAUUCAGGGGAUUCACCAUUCCCGAGAACACCAUGCUGCUUCCGAACAUCAGCUCCGUCCUGUCCGACCCCGAUGUGUGGGGGGAUCCUGAAAAAUUCAGACCGGAGAGGUUCCUAGACGAGAGCGGAAGUGUCCGUCGAGAUGAGGCAGUCAUCCCCUUCUUCAUGGGAAGAAGAAUAUGCCUUGGUGAGUCACUAGCCCGGAUGGAACUGUUUCUGUUUCUGUCGUCACUGCUGAAGACGUUCAAUUUCCGGCUUCCGGAAGGGGAACCUCCACCAGAUCUUGAAGGAAUUCUGGGUAUAACCCGGAUGCCACGGCCUUUCAAAAUAAUCGCCACUCCAAGAAACAGCACCUAACCAUCUCUGCGUAAUACAUGCCAUGCAAGAGUAA
Messenger RNA from Haliotis rufescens (red abalone), 3190 nucleotides. RefSeq lists its product as uncharacterized. Bases 133 to 3156 code for a protein of 1007 amino acids. Gene Ontology annotation, molecular function: heme binding; iron ion binding; oxidoreductase activity, acting on paired donors, with incorporation or reduction of molecular oxygen, reduced flavin or flavoprotein as one donor, and incorporation of one atom of oxygen. The transcript has 8 exons. Gene Ontology annotation, cellular component: intracellular membrane-bounded organelle; cytoplasm. The record is from RefSeq and is a predicted model, not a curated record. Gene Ontology annotation, biological process: xenobiotic metabolic process. Lineage: Eukaryota; Metazoa; Mollusca; Gastropoda; Lepetellida; Haliotidae.